This is a messenger RNA of Dothidotthia symphoricarpi CBS 119687, 2199 nucleotides long. RefSeq lists its product as uncharacterized. Gene Ontology annotation, cellular component: membrane; peroxisome; cytoplasm. The coding region runs from base 28 to 2109 and encodes 693 amino acids. The record is from RefSeq and is a predicted model, not a curated record. The transcript is spliced from 6 exons. Gene Ontology annotation, biological process: peroxisome organization. Lineage: Eukaryota; Fungi; Ascomycota; Dothideomycetes; Pleosporales; Dothidotthiaceae. Gene Ontology annotation, molecular function: microtubule binding; GTPase activity; GTP binding.
AUCCAUUCUCUGCCAGCUUCGCUCGUCAUGGCGACGAACCCAAAUGCCAUAAAUGUCAACGACCCAGGGCUGAUUACCCUCGUAAACAAGCUCCAGGAUGUGUUUACGACAGUAGGAGUACAAAACCCCAUAGACCUGCCGCAGAUUGCUGUCGUCGGAUCGCAGUCCAGUGGUAAGAGUUCGGUGCUGGAGAACAUUGUCGGACGAGACUUUCUACCUCGAGGAACCGGCAUCGUCACGCGGAGACCGCUCAUUCUCCAGCUCAUCAAUCGCGCCGGAUCGGGCCAGGCGAACGGCGUCAGUGAGGAAGUCAAGACAUCGGACUCGGCGGCCAACACCGACGAGUGGGGCGAGUUUCUGCACGUCCCCGGCCAGAAGUUCUACGACUUCAGCAAGAUUCGGGAGGAGAUCGUGCGCGAGACGGAAUCCAAGACCGGGCGCAAUGGAGGCAUCUCGCCGGCCCCCAUCAACCUGCGCAUAUACUCGCCCAACGUCCUAACACUCACCUUGGUCGAUUUGCCGGGCCUGACAAAGGUGCCUGUCGGCGACCAGCCGAGAGAUAUCGAGCGCCAGAUUCGCGAGAUGGUGCUGAAGCAGAUCAGCAAAUCGAACGCAAUCAUCCUCGCCGUCACCGCUGCCAACACCGAUUUGGCCAACUCGGACGGCCUGAAGCUCGCGCGAGAGGUCGACCCAGAGGGCCAGCGGACAAUCGGUGUGCUGACCAAGGUCGAUCUGAUGGACGAUGGAACCGACGUCGUGGACAUUCUCGCCGGCCGCAUUAUUCCCUUGCGGUUGGGCUACGUCCCGGUGGUAAAUCGAGGGCAAAGGGAUAUUGAAAACAAAAAGGCCAUCUCCUAUGCUCUCGAGCACGAGAGGCAAUUCUUCGAGAACCACAAGGCGUACCGUAACAAGGCCGCCUACUGUGGUACACCGUAUCUGGCGCGCAAGCUCAACUUGAUCCUCAUGAUGCAUAUCAAACAAACUCUCCCCGACAUCAAGGCGCGUAUCGCAUCCUCUCUGCAAAAAUACGCGGCAGAACUCUCUCAGCUCGGACCCUCUUUACUUACCAACAGCUCGAACAUCGUUCUCAACAUGAUUACCGAGUUCACCAACGAGUACAGAGGUGUUCUUGAGGGAAACAACCAGGAGCUGUCUGCGAUAGAACUCUCCGGAGGUGCCCGUAUCUCAUUUGUCUACCACGAACUGUACGCCAACGGUGUCAAGGCAGUGGAUCCUUUCGACCAGGUAAAGGAUAUGGAUAUCCGGACGGUGCUGUACAACUCUUCCGGAUCUUCGCCAGCGCUGUUUGUUGGCACCACUGCGUUUGAACUCAUUGUCAAGCAACAGAUCAAGCGCCUGGAAGAUCCCAGCAUUAAAUGUGUGAGCUUGGUCUACGACGAGUUGAUCCGCAUUCUUGGCCAGCUCCUCAACAAGAACACAUUCAGACGGUAUCCUGCACUCAAGGAGAAGUUGCACGCAGUUGUCGUUCACUUCUUCAAGAAAGCUAUGGAGCCAACGAAUAAGCUCGUUAAGGAUCUGGUUGCCAUGGAGUCUUGCUACAUCAACACGGGUCAUCCUGACUUUAUCAACGGCUCCAGAGCUAUGGCUAUCGUUCACGAGCGACACAACACAAGGCCGACGCAAGUAGACCCCAAGUCAGGCAAGCCCCUCCCUCCCCAGGUUCCGCCGCGAUCGAUAUCACCUACACUGGAGGUCAACGACGGUGGUGGCUUCUUCGGCUCGUUCUUUGCGAGUAAGAACAAGAAGAAGAUGGCGGCUAUGGAGCCUCCGCCUGCAACUUUGAAGGCCUCGGGCACGCUCUCAGAGAAGGAGUCUCAGGAGGUUGAAGUGAUCAAACUCUUGAUAUCCUCAUACUUUAAUAUUGUCCGCCGGACAAUGAUUGACAUGGUCCCCAAGGCUAUCAUGCUCAAUCUUGUAUCAUGGAGCAAGGAGAAUAUGCAAGGCGAGCUCCUGACGAACAUGUACAAGACCGACGAGCUUGAUGAGCUGCUCAAAGAAAGCGAGUACACAGUCAAGAGGAGGAAGGACUGCCAACAGAUGGUGGAGAGCUUGUCGAAGGCGCAGGAGAUUGUCAACCAGGUGCAGUAGUCUGGUGGAUGUGAAGGUAGGAAUGGAAGGGUGGACAGAUUUGACUUGUUUUAGUGUUUGGGUGACACUCUAGUCUACUCAUGAUGUACG